This is a messenger RNA of Epinephelus lanceolatus (giant grouper), 9465 nucleotides long. It is a transcript of the gene fgf11a, whose product is annotated as fibroblast growth factor 11a. Lineage: Eukaryota; Metazoa; Chordata; Actinopteri; Perciformes; Serranidae. The record is from RefSeq and is a predicted model, not a curated record. Gene Ontology annotation, molecular function: growth factor activity.
GUCAGCGCUGGGAAGAUGGCCGCUCUCGCCAGCUCCCUCAUUCGCCAGCGCAGGGAGGUCAAGGACCCCCAGGCAAACCGGCAGAUCGCCAGCAAACGCAAGCCCUGCCCAAAGAGCAACAAGUCGCUCUGCCAAAAGCAAAUCCUCAUAUUAAUAUCGAAGGUUCGACUAUGUGGCAGUCGAGGGAGAAAAAUGGAAAAAAGACCAGAGCCCCAGCUGAAGGGCAUCGUCACGCGGCUUUACUGCAGACACGGCUUCUACCUCCAGAUGCUGCCGGAUGGCACCAUGGAAGGCACAAAGGACGAAAGCAGCUCCUUCUUGCAGUUCAACUUGAUUCCUGUGGGGCUCAGGAUAGUGGCCAUCCAGAGUACCAAGACAGGGCUCUACGUUGCCAUGAACAGCGAGGGCUACCUCUACACUUCGGAACACUUCACGCCCGAGUGUAAGUUUAAGGAGUGUGUGUUUGAGAACUACUACGUCACCUACUCGUCCAUCCUGUACAGACAGACCCAGUCAGGACGGGCGUGGUAUAUCGGCAUCAACCGAGAUGGACAGGUCAUGAAAGGGAACCGUGUCAAGAAGACAAAGGGAGCUGCGCACUUCCUGCCCAAACUCAUUGAAGUGGCCAUGUACCGGGAGCCCUCUCUACACGAUGUUGCUGAGCAGAGUCCGCCCAGGAAAACGCCUAAGACCUCCAGUGACUCACCCGUGCUCCAGAAUGGCAAGAAGGACCCUCAAUCCAAAACCAAAACCUCCACCUCCUAGCGCUCAGAGACACAGGUGGGAGAGGAGGGGUGGAGGACACGGGGCACUGGGCACCAGCGGAACACCUGAACAGGGUAGUUAGGGCUACCCCCCCGCCUGCAACACUGACCCCACCAGAACUUUGCGUACCACAAUGCACUGGUGUUAAGUUGAAGAAAAAGGUCCGGGCAGAGUGGAGCUGGCCAGUGGGAAGCCCCUUUUACCCUUCACAGACCCCCAUCCACACCAGCCCUCCACCUUCUUAUUAGAUAACCUCUGUGAUUAUCAAAGCCUGGGAUAUAAAAGCAAUAACUCCAUGACGAGGUGAACAGUCACCUAGCAUCGUAUAGCAUGUCACCACAGCGUGUUUAACCUGCUGGAAGGAAUUCCCACACACACUCUCUAGCCAUCAACAGUGACAUCCUUCCAGUCAACCAAAUAUUCAAGCAAAGUCUUCCUGGUUUUACCACAAAGGGUGCAACGGUCAAAUGGGUCCCUAUGCAGCACAUACUUUACAAAUGGGUUGUGUUCUCAUUUCCCCACAGGGUUCCAUGCUAAUGUUAGCCUGACACAGAGCCAUGCUAAUGUGAGGCUGUCACAGAGACCCUUGCAGACUUUUGUUCUGCAGCCAUCUGCUCGGUCCACAUCUUCUGCGUGUGUCAGCGACUUUGUGAGAUGGCCUGGAUACUUGUCAGCCCUGUUUGUGUGUAUGUGUGUGUGAGAGAGUGUGUGUGUGUUCCCUUCUUCCAUUCACCUUUGGUGCGAUUUGAUUAGUUUGUGACAUGGACUCAAUUUUCCACUCCGCGGCACAAGAAAACCCCUCCCGUCCUCUCCGGCUCUGUUAAUGGAAUCUGGGGCUGAUCAGAAUCUUUCGACCCUUAAACGAGGGGCCAAGAGCUCUCUCGACACACCGCAUAACCACGCACACACUCAUUAUUACACUGACAUUUACACACGAGCAGAGGUGUGUGCACACACUUUAGCACCCUGAUAUCCAUGAGCGACGACCGCGGAAAAUGAUCUCACGACUUAACACACUUAACACAAUGACAUGCAUUAACACACACUCACAAAUGCACACACACAUACUGAUGUGGUGGUGGUGAGUGUGUGUGCGGGUUCUGGGAGAUGAUGAGGAUAUCAUCAGUGAGAUGGGGUACUGAUGGAGCCUGACUGUGUAUCUUGUGAUUGCACUGCAAUAGCUUUUUUCACUGUGGCUGGCCAUGCAUUGCACAAACCCCCAAGGCCCACACUAUCUAUGGACCCUGUAUCACACUAUGUGGCAUUCUUGUCUCAAAACACAGUAAAAAAAAAAAAAAAGUGUUUUUAUUUAAUAAUUGCAUCCAAAUUUGUACACCAAUUUAUGUCGAAUGAAGAAAAUACUUUUGUGCACCCCAUGCCAGAAAUAUUCUGUGUACUGUACGUACAGCUGUUUUUUCAGGUGGCACUUCACCCAUUUUAGUCACCCAAAGUCAUUGGGAGUAGUGCCGAGCCUGUAAAAAUAGUUGCAUAGUGUCUUCUGUGGCUGUGGGGGAGCUUUGUCUACAGCUAUGUCUGAGAAAAUGACUCCAGUGACAUCAUUUGAGCAAUCUUUGGUUUGGAUUGGAGACGGUACCACAAAGGCCUAAAAGUGAGAGCCAAACCUUAGCUGUACUGGCACCUUUAAGACACAAGCUAACUUAAAGCCACCAGUUGGUCACCCAAAGCUAUAUUGUUGCUCAGUUUAAUUCAUUACAGACUAGUGAUGCACAUGUCAACCCACAAACCACAGGUCGGGCGGUUCGGCGGUUAAGUUUUUAAAAAAAUAUAGAGGGUUUCGGUGGGGUGGGUCAUUCAGUUACGAAGCAGCAUUCUGAGUAAGUUAUUAAUAACUUACAGAACUGUUGUGCAACAGUUCACCUUCCACCUACUCUUCCCCUCUCUAUGUCUCUCUCACACAGCAAGCCGCUUUCUCAUUGGUGUUGCUGUGCUCAAGCUUUCCAUUAUUCAGGUUUUGACCAGAAAAAUCCAUUUAAGUCCAACAUUUUGAAAUCUCUUCGGUCAUAAUGUCCGGUAAAAGCGUUUCCCUUGUGACAAUAAGUAGGCUGAACACUGUUUCCUAAUAGCAAUCAAGCAUCUCUCUGUCCGCACUGAAUCCAUUAAAUAUGCACUUCUGUAACAUCAUGGAAACAAACCACACAGGAUAUUAGCUGUAGGCUCAAGAUAGUACUUAAGACGUAACCGCUUUAAAGAAGUGUGCUUGCUGUCUUCCUAUGUUUGCCCUUUUUAAACAGAGAACAAGAUUUAUAUUGACAAAUUUGUUGAAAAUGACAACAUAGCCAACAGUAAGCAGUUAUAAGUGGAGUGGACUCUGCGAAGAAUGUCUGCAGCCAUUCGGGCUUCCAUAGUCGAGUGCACUUCCGCCUUGUAGUUUCCUGUAAUAAUGUCUGUGAAAAAUCCCUGCGAUGUGAAAAAUACAUGCCGAGCCAUCUUUUGUGUGAGAUUUUGGUGUAUUAUGCUAGCAGCUAACAUAGCAUUGAGUUGCUGGUAUCAAGCAGGAAUAAGGAGGCUACAGAAGUCUGGUAACCUUGCUUCUUUCUGACUCUACUUCCACAGAUCUUGUUUCAUUUUCAGACUUGUAGUUUUCAGCCUCAACUGUUGACUCUGACUCAUGUGACAUCACUUGAGGCAAUUUUUCAUAUUUAACACAGUUCCCCCAAGUGCCACUAAAGGGUGUACUUUUUUUUAACAUAUGCUGUAGUACUCCCAAACACCUGUAAAAAGGUUUUUGUUUGUUUGUUUUGUUUGUUUGUUUUAAAACAGACACUUCUAAUGAUUUAACACAAAAUAUGUGAGAUCAUCGAAGUUCCCAUUUCAAAUACCAUUUGAAAAUAACCAAACCUGAACCCAAAACUUUAUGCAACAAAAUGGUUUGGGAGCCAGAACAAUAAAAAAUGAGGUGUUUACCAGACAAGAAAGAUCUUAUGAAAGAUGCCACCACAAUGCAUUAUGGGGAGUGUAGGAUCCAGUGAUGUUUUUGGAGCUUGAUCUGUAGUAAAGACUAAAAGUCAAGAUAUCUCAGCCUCUGCUGCUUCAGUUUUGACCAUUCUUUUUUUUAACUGUCUCUUUCAAGUCCCCCAACCUCAUGGAAGCGCAAUACCAAAUCACUGGCGUGGCCCUUUAAGUCUUCAUUUACUCAUGGGCCAGUCAAUAAAGCUCUGUUCAUGGCAUGUAACAACACCAUGCUUCACCUGAAACACUUGUUCAUUCAAAUUUUCCUUAAUCUGUUUCCUAAUGUGUUCAAAUGAAUUACCGUAAAUCUCUCCUGGAGACUUUGGUUAUGAUGCAAAGGAAUUCAAGCCUUCUUUUUCUUGUCAUUUCACUAUAAUAUUAUGACUGUUUUGUUAGGCGGAAAAAUCAAACACCAAAGUCAUAUAAAUAAUGCAGUUGAUAAUUUGGUUAGAUAGUGAUGGAUAGUGAUUCUAAAAAAGAAGAUGGAACGAUAGAUGUGUUACAUUUACUUUGAUCACAUUUCUUUCAGUGUUUAUUCAGUAGACUCUCUUGGUAAAGAAUCUUACUAUUUGAAAUAUUUCACUAUGCUUGUUCGGGAGACCUUGUCUUGUGUGUUUCCAUUUGUUCUUUCCAUUCAACACGAAAAGCAAUCAUUUUUCAUAUCAAACUUCCUUGGUACAAUAUGCCAGGCAGGGUAAUUGUUUCUGCCUAAUGUUUAUGUAUUGUGGGAAGCGAGGGAGUCCUAUGUUUUCGGGAGGUAGAGGCGAGGUUAGAUUGAUGAUCAGGGCUCGGAGAGAGGGAUCGACCAAAGAAAAGAAAAUGGAGAAGGAGAGAGAUUUUUAGGGCAAACAAUUUGGGGUGAUGAGUGGAAGAAAAGGAGUUUUAAGAGGGAAUUAUGGUAAUGUGGACGGCAUUCCCUGAGCACACGCACACACACACAUUUACACACACUUCUCAUUUCAUGCAUAAUCCUCCACUCCCCUGUAACCUGUGGUUGUAAAUAAUAAUAGCUGAUAACCCGUGCAGAAUAGAGGCGAGCUGCUGAGCAAAUUAAUCUGCUACCUGAGAGAUGAGGCAAACUUUACCUCUGUUUUCCCGGGGAGAGAAAGAGAACAGAUUAGUUUACAGGAGAACGAAAAUAGGUGGUUUGAGACGAGGGAAAGGAAAGGAGACGGAGAAAAAGAGAUUUAACAAAUAAACUAUAAGAAGGAACAAAGAAAAGGAAACUGAAGCUAUACUUAUAUUUUUUCUGAUUUACUGAACACAAGCUACUGUUAAAACCUCACUUACACACUCAAGACCUUAAUUAAACUGUUAAAUAGACCCUCAGGUCGGCGUGUCCGACCAGUCACCCCCUAUGGAUCACUAAAUCCAGAACACAAUGUUUGAGUAUUAUUCGCUAAGUAAUUACACGACUGUUUAAUUAAAUGAGGCUCCUGCCCACUAGAAUAGAAUUAAGACUGUGUGGGGCUAGAUAGAGAGAUACUUUUAGAUAGGAGAGGAGGAAUUCAGCAAAUAGAUAUAGCCAUGACUUCUGUGAUAACUACUACUGUAUGUUUUAAGGGCUGGGAAAUCUAUGUUGCAAUAUUUUCUUACCUAUGUGUCAUGUUUGUUUUCAGAUAUUGAAUUAAAUGAAAAACAGCUGUCAGAGUUAAGGGCUAAAAACUUUAGUUCAAGCAAUUACCAUGGAAAAAAUGAAGAACAGUAAUGUCUGCUGUAGAUUAAGUUCAGAUUAGAGACAUAGACAUGGGUCAGUCAUGCUCAUAAGCCUGCAUUACACACUGGAGAUAUAGGGCAAGGAGGGUCUAAUGAAAGAUGAGCUGCAUUAUGGGAAAUGUAGGAUGUAACAUUUUUUAGAACUUGACCUAUACAUGACUAGGCCUGUCAUGAUAAUUACUUUUGUUCGACGAUAUAUAUUCUCCAUAAAAUAAUGUAAAUUUGAGACCAUUUCAUUAGCGUGAUACAAUAAUUUAAUAGCAUAAUAAUGCAAGUUCACUUUGUCAAAGGGGUAUGGACUUUAAAUUCCUAAGAAUAUUUAGACAUUGGAAUUGGAAUAUGAAAAAAUAUGUAUAUUUAUUUACAAAACAGUAAGUACCGUAAAACUUCUAUAAGUAGCCUGGGCUAUUAUUUGCUUAAAUCACUGUAAUCAACAGGUCUUUAUAUGGGACAGGCGUCUUUUUGAUCCGAGGACCCUUACAGACUAAAGGAAUGUGAAUAACUUACAGGGAAAUCAAAGAAUUGACACAUAGUUUAAGGUAGCCAACAACCCGAAGAACUUACAUUAAAAAAAGAAAUGAACUGCUUCGCAAGCAGACCAGGCCUCUAAUUGAGAAGGACGUUUAUUUGUAAAAAUGUGUAGCCACACCGGGCUAGUAAAAGAGACUGGGUGUUAAAUUGGGACUAGGCUUUUAAUUGAAGUUUUACAGUAACACUUGUUAAUAUUUACAAGAAAGUACAUUUAAAAUUAUAGUACUGUUCAAGGAGUAGUUCAAAAUAAUGCAGUUUGAGAGUUAAUAUGAAUUCGGCUAGCAAAACCAAAACCAAGUGAUGCGUCUUGUGACCAAUAGACAAGCUCAGUGAAGCUCACACUGCGGUUACCUCCAUAAUUCGGCCUGUGUGCUGCAGUCAGCUACUGGAGAUUGACAGUCUAGGUGUCAGGCAGUUUGCUGGUGGGUUUACAGAGUAGAGGAUGAAGUUGUUCGAGGGUAAAACAACAAACAACUGACUUUUUGGCUUGUUGCCAGGGUUUGGCUAGCUAACAACUAUCAGGACUGCGCCUCCUCCACUUGAAAAUCGGAGCUGCAGGCUACGGGUAAGCUACACUGUGGCAUCUUUAAAGUGUUGUUUUAUUUUUCUUCAGACUGGUCAGGAAAACCCUGCUGUUUUUUUCUAGCAUCAUGUUGACUAACGUGGAUGACAUUUUUAUGUAAAUACACAGGCAAUAUUGAGGCAGGCAAAAUGAUGGUCAUGUACAUAUAUGGUGCAAUAAGCUGAUAAUGUAAUUAUCAUGACAGGCCUAUAUACAACUAGAAGUCAGUGACCAUUGUUUUUUAAACCUGCAUCUGGUGAGUCCCGCAACUUUAUGGAAGUGCAGCACUAUAUUGCUUGAAGAGCCCCUUUAACCCUCAAAAUAAAUGCAGUAUUAUUUUCUGUUGAUGCAUAUAUGCCUCUACAAAUGCAAAAAAAAAAAAAAAAAGAAUAAUGGCGCAUAAUGGCAUUUCUAGACGAGAGGAUUCAGACUUUAUUAGUUUGAGAUAUUCGUAGGGCUACAAUCAUCUCAUUUCCUGCCUCAGACUCUGCAUUAAAGUGACUUUUAAAGCAACGAGAGCCAAGAUUUUAUUAAACCAAGCCAUCGGAUCUCAUGACUGAGCGCCAGUCAACACUAACAUCUAGUGAGUGACAGAUUCCUAUCUCAGUUUGCUGAGAUAUUCACAGUGUGUGUGAAUCCAUUACAGAUGAUCCAUCGGCCACUUACAGUUGCAUCAAUCACGAGUAUCAUUUUGCCGCCGCAGAAUAUGCAGAUAGAUUAUCUUUUUAUUCCAGUUUUAUUUGAAUACUCAUCCUCAAGCUGUUCAGCAAGAUUGACUAUUUUACGUUAGCGCUCAUACUUUUUUGAGCAGUCUGACAAAUAGUCUUCUAUUUUUUCAUUCACAUCUGUAAUAUUGUAAAUGUAUUAUUUUGCAGAUGCUGUCUUUUGUAAUCAGAUUCAUGCUGUUAGAUGUUACCUGUUAGUGGAGCGUUAUUAAUAUAUUUGGGGAAGCAGGUGGGGGCAAAGAUUUUAAAAGAGGAAGUGUGAAAAUGUGAUUUCACUUUGCAGAAAGGUAGAUAACAAACUUGUUUAUUGCUGUUGAAAGUGUGCAUGCGUGUGCGUGUGUGUGUGUGUGUGUGUGUGUGUGUGUGUGUGUUUAUCACUGACGUGUGUUUUGCAGCAUUCACACUCACCCAUUUGUCUCUGCUGUGAAUCCUUUGUUGUGAAGCCCCAAAUCAGCUUCUCUGUUCCAGCCUGUCUGCUCCUCCGGCCUUCGGGCUUCACUUCAAACAGUUCCGUGUGAAUUACAGGAUGUAAAGAUUGCCAUUUAUCUCGGUGGCCGUCUAUGUGAGCACAUGUUUGAUUAGUGAAACCCCUUACCUUCCCCCAGUGGCUUAAUUUACUGCUUUUAACUCACUGAUAAAUGUCUUUGGAUUCAGCUCUUAACUGUUUAAUAUUGGCCCUCGGCUUUGCUAUUUCUUUGGAGCAUAUAUGAAAAAAAAGAUGGGAGAGGUGUGCAUGUGUGCGCAUGGAUAUCAGAGGGGGGUUAAAUGAUGUAUAUCUGAUUCAGCUGCACGCUUCGCACAUCACACAAACACACACACCUCUCUCCCCGGGGGACUCCCCUCCCUCCCAUUUCUCCCAAGUCAGGGCCCUCCCUGCUUACUGAGCGAAUUACAACUGCAGCGAGGGUCAUCCGGGGUUGUGAAGGACUCAGAGAGAGAAGAGAGAGAGGCAUGUGUCACGUAUUGUAGUGUAGCUAACUCGUGCCCUCGCAGCCUCCCUUUGAAGUUUCACUACCUCUCCGAUCCCUUCUUUUUUUGCAAACACAACUUCCCUUUAACCUGGCGGCGGUAUGUGUGUGCAUGUGCGUGUGAAUGCUGGUGUGUGUUUUCUAGAUCUCACUCAUCAGCUUUGGUGUUUGUGUGUAAUCGUUUUGUAACCGUGAUUGAAUAUCUCUGUGUGUCCAAUAUAUGUGAGGGAAUAAAGUACAGGCAGAGAGAAAGGGAGGGAGGAAAAUAGAGGAUAAAUCAGAGGCCAAAUCAAUGAGUACGAGUCCUUGGGCAGAAAGCAAUAAACUCCAUUAACAAGGUGCAGGCACAUUAUCUGGGAGGGUGUGAAAAAAAGGGAUUAAUAUUGAUAUAGAAACCAACUGCGUGUUUUAUUAGAGCUUUUAUUUUUCUAACACUUUGCCCUUUUUGUGAGCUGGGUUGCUGUUAAAGUGUGCGUGCGUUACUUUGAGGUGGAGUCCCUUCACCACAUCUGCAAUGCAGCAGAAAACACAAAAAAAAGAGAGGGAGGAAGAGAGAGGCUCACGUGACAAAAGAGUGACGCCGUCCUCGGACAGAUUUUCUCACUCUCUCUGUUUUUUUCCCCCCAGCUGCUUCAUAAAAAGUGCUUUUAUACUGGAAUCCAGAGGCUGAACACUUCAUGUCACAUCCUGUGUAGUGGUUACCAUCGCGUUAAGUUCAUAUAUAAAAAGAAAAUCGGUCUGUGUUUUUAAAAGCACACCCACAGUCCCUGGACACAUCUGCAUUGCACACACACAUUGCACCCUGCACCAAGCCGGCACAGAUGUGGCUAACUGGGGGUGACCUUUACAAACACAUCAUGGAGGGACUUCACCUCUUACAAGCUAAUGCACCAACUAUGUUUAAGUGGUGACUUUACAUUGUAAACGAUGCUGAAAUGUUUUUUUCAAGUGUUUGGAUUGUGUUUUGGGUGUUUCUCAGUGGAAGUCCUGUGACUUGUGAUGAAAAGAAACUCUGAGUAUUGGUAUGAAUCCUUGUUGGUAUGUCCAUGUGUUGAUUUGAUGUGUUUAUUUUGCUGUUUAAAUGCAUAUCCAUGUCUGUUCUGUCAUACUAAGGGAUGUUGAGCUCAAUCUACAAAGAGAGUAACACUGAAGUAUGCCAUGGCUGUAGGGUCUUAAACCUCCCGAUCCCCCCCCCCCCCCCCCCCCCCCCCCCCCCCCCCCCCCCCCC